Molecule: messenger RNA, 1350 nt
Organism: Penicillium verhagenii
Lineage: Eukaryota; Fungi; Ascomycota; Eurotiomycetes; Eurotiales; Aspergillaceae
Exons: 3
Coding region: 1-1350 (449 amino acids)
Cellular component (GO): periplasmic space
Molecular function (GO): lyase activity
Source: RefSeq, a predicted model, not a curated record
AUGAAGAAGUUCACCUUCCUGCUGGUCGGGCUACCCUUGGUGCUCUGUUUCAAUCACCCGGGGCUAUUGGUUUCUAGCAGCGAUGUGGAGAGACUUCAGGAGAAGAUUGCAGCGAAACUGGACCCGUGGACUACUUGCUGGGAGGUGUUGACAUCCAUGGACUCUGGUAACGUUCCGUACACUCCUCAAGCUGUUAGCGCCGUGGACCGUGAUACAGAGGGCGAUACUGCAGCCAACGCCUAUCUUCUUUGGGAAGAUGCAACAGCCGCAUUCGCUCUUGCGCUUCGUUGGAAAGUUGAGGGGAAUACCUCGUUUGCCGAUGCAGCUGCCGAUAUUUUGACUGCCUGGGCCGGGAAUCUCACUUCAAUUGGUGCGAACGACGAUCAGUACUUGGUCGCUGGACUGCAGGGCCACGAGCUGGCGAAUGCUGGAGAGUUACUGCGUGACUACCCUCCUUUUAAAAAGAGCGGACUCGCUUCUUUCCAGGCAAUGAUGCAGAAAGUUUUUCUGGAAAAGAACUUGUAUUUUUUGAACCAUCUUGAUGGCUCGGAGCACAAUGUGAAGCAUUUCUUUGCCAAUUGGGAGCUUGCCCAGGUUGCUUCGGCCAUGGCUAUUGGAGUCUUGACAAACAACCAGACGACGUGGGACUUUGCGAUCAAUUAUUUCAAGCACGGAAGUGGUAACGGCGCGAUCAAUAAUGCAGUCACAAAUAUCGUGGAAGAGCCUGGGACUGGUCGCCCUCUUGGCCAAGGACAGGAGGAAGGUCGAGAUCAGGGGCAUUCAGCGUUGGACUAUGCUCUCCUCGGCGUUAUCGCUCAGCAAGCAUGGAAUCAAGGUGAAGACUUGUACUCGUACAAUGACAGUCGCAUUCUCCUCGGUGCCGAAUACUUCGCGCGUUACAAUCUCGGAUACGAUGUUCCUUUCGAAAAUUACACUAACGGGAUUGUCAGCUAUACUGAGAUAUCCAGUGAGUCUCGUGGCAAUGUAAGGUGGGCAUGGGAAGUGCUUUACAACCACUAUGUUAUGAUCAAAGGACAAUCUGCUCCUUGGACCACGAGAUACCGGAAUAAAACCUUGGAAACUUGGAAUGGUCUGGAGAUUGGCUCCGGGGCCUACGGUAGCGCAUCAGUUUCAUAUUACUACGAUACUAUGGGCUGGGGCACUAUCUUGUAUCACCUCAAUGACACUGACUGUGUCAACUUCGAGUGUACCAACUUCGAGUGUACCAACUUCGAGUGUACCAACUUCGAGUGUACCAACUUCGAGUGUACCAACUUCGAGUGUACCAACUUCGAGUGUACCAACUUCGAGUGUACUAGCUUCGAGUGUACCAAUCUCAAGCUUGCCUAA